AUGGAUUUGUACAAAUUCUAUCCAUUAGCUUUUCUUGCUUCAUCUUCUAUUCGUGCAAUUUUCUAUCCAUUAAAUCUUGUCAAAUCUAGAUUGCAAUUACAAAAACAAAAUCAUGUUUACACUGGAAUGCGGCAUGCAUUCUCUUCUGUUUAUAAAAGAGAAGGCUUUUCAGCACUUUAUAGGGGUUUUUGGAUAACACUUCCACAAAUUGGCGCAAGCUGUAUAUACUCAACAAUUUAUGAAAAAGCUAGAAGUGUUCUUCAUUUGAGAGCGAAUAUUGAAUCGCCAUUGUUAGUCUCUGCUUUGGCAGGUGGAAUAGCUUCUGUUUCUGCCCAAUUUAUUUUUGUUCCAACUGAUAUUGUCAGUCAACAUAUGAUGAUUUACAACAAUCCAAAACAAUUUCUUGGCAGCAGUGUAAACAAAGCAGCAAUUAUUAAUUUAUUAGGCAUUGAUGGACCCAAAACUAUUGGAAGCAGUCGAAAUUAUUAUACGUCUUCACUUUUGGGUUUGAGAGUUGUAAAAGCUAUUCAUAAAGCUGAUGGAAUUACUGGAUUUUAUAGAGGUUUCUUCUCUUCUUUACUUCUUUACUUACCUCAUUCAAUGUGUUUUUGGUCCGCUUAUUAUUCCUGGCUAGGCUUUUUUAAACGAAGUUUUGGCAUUGAUUCAAGAAUCGAAUCUGCACCAGAAAAUUUUCGUUCACUUCUAGCUCUACAAUCAAUAUCUGGGGCAUUAGGAGGCACUACAGCAGCGCUUUGCACUAACUGUUUGGAACUUUUGAGGAUUAGAAUACAGGUCCACAGAACUGGUUAUCUUGAAACUAUAAAAUGCCUUUAUUCGGAGGAAGGAAGAAAUGUGUUUACUAAAGGAUUAGCACCUCGAAUGAUAAAUAAUGGUAUUUUUAUUUCUAAAUUUAAAAUAAAAUUUUAUAGGCCUUCAAAGCUUUUUUGUCAUUACCGGUUAUGA
Messenger RNA from Meloidogyne enterolobii, 963 nucleotides. NCBI's taxonomy places the organism in Eukaryota, Metazoa, Nematoda, Chromadorea, Rhabditida, Meloidogynidae. The record is from the annotation of a GenBank genome assembly.